AUGAGGAAGGGAAAGAAAGAACAGUUGAUAAUAGGGGAUUUGAAUGCCCAUGUAGAAGGCUGAUGAUCAGAAAAGACUAACGAGAACGGGUACAGAGUAAAAAGACUCUGCAAAGAAUGAGGGUUAGAAUUGCUAAAAUUGGACGAGCCCACGCAUCUACACUCCAGUGGAUCGACGUUUUGUCUAGACUACUGCGCUGUUGACUGAGGCGUAAUCGGGAGAGUUAUAGACAUCGGAUGCAGCAAAAACAACCCAAUAGGAUCAGACCACCUGCCUAUAACCCUUAAAUUAUGAGAAAGAUGAGAAGAAGAAAGAAUGCAAAUUGCCCGAAAACUCAGGAUAGACAGACUGCGAAGCCCAGUGUACCUUAAAGUUUUCCAGGAUGAUGUAAACUAUGAUUUGGAGAGGCUAGAUUUGAAGGAGAGCUCUAGCAAGCUCUACGCAGAAAUAAAUAGAAUAGUCCUAAAUUCUGCUGAGCGAGUACUGGGUAUCAAGGAUGGAAAGAAGAGCUCAUUAGGUAGAGCGGCUUUAAUCUUACUUAGGGAGGCGCGUAGAUAUAGGUGGAAAGCCUUAAAAGCACUAAAACCAAAACCUAACAAGUACAAGGAACUGAUGGUGAAGCACAAAUUGAAAAUGAAAGAAUUUAAAAUAGAAAAGAAAAGACAUGAAAGAAUGACAAAGAGGGAGAGUGGAAUUGAAAACGCAAUCCUGGAUGCUAGGGGUAUGUGAGAUCUCUACAACAAGGUUAAUAGGAUGAAAAUAACUGGUUAUAUAAAAUUCAGUGGCAAAGAAGAAGAGGAUUUGGUGGACUGAUGGCAGGCUCAAUACUCCGAUCUAGUGAUUGACUUAAAAAUACUUGAAGAAAGCUCAAAACCUCCUACUCUAAAUGAAGUAGAGCAGGCAAUAAAGGAAUUAAGAAGCAAAAAGGCAACAGGGCCGGACGGGAUACCAGCUGAACUGAUCAAAUCAGGAGGAGAGAAGCUAUGGGAAAUAUAUUGAAGACUGAUGACGAAGAUCUGAGAAGAUAGGGAACUACCUAAUGGGAUGAAAAUGGCUCUUGUUGUGAUCCUACCAAAGAGAACUGGCUCCAAAAAACCUGAGGACUAUAGGCCUAUAACUCUUCUAAAUACAGCCUACAAAAUAUUGGAUAGAAUCAUAGCAACGAGACUGACAAUAGAAAUACAAAGUAAAAGGAUCAUGCACUUGUCACAAGCAGGGUUCAUGCAACACAAAGCGACAACCGAUCAGAUUUUCAAGUUGGAAACCUUGAUAGAAUAUUGCUUGCAUGAAAAUAAAAAGAUUAAGAUUAAGAUUAAGAUUAGCCGUUCGCACUUGCAGGGCCAGGGAUUUGCACCCCUACACGCUCAUCGCCUAUGGUGAGGCUUCGGCGGACACCCUCCUCAUUGCCUCAAACGAGGGAUUCGCACAUACGUGGGUUGUCUUUCCGAAAAUCCUUAAAAAAUGGAUUUUCUGGUCGACUGUCGGUAGAAGGUGGAACUCGAAAGCCUGGGACGUAACGCCCAGUUUCACGCUAGGGAGUUGCCCGAUUGGUCCUGAGGACUCUGCUGGGCUUCCCCUUUCCAACUUCCGUGCUCGUCUUCCCCACGAGGAAAAAACCACCUCUGAAUUUAGACUUGGGCUAGGCUCUGAACACAACCAGAAUUGCUUACCUAGCAUUGCUGUCCAUUUCUGAAGUAGUAAAACCUUACCGGAUAUAAAUAAAAUAUAAGUCGAGUAUGCAUGGCCGGGAGGCCAUGCCCAGACGAAGACGCCCAUAUUUUAUUUAUAUGGAAAAUAAAAAGAUAAGAUGUGUUUUUUUGGACAUAAGCAAAGCAUUUGAUUCAAUAAGACAUAGAGAUCUGUAUGAAACCAUGAUGAAAAGAGAUAUAUCAUCAGAUACACUACUCAUGCUGAAGGCGAUGUAUAAGGAGUGCAGUAGCAAGAUCAUUAUGGAUGAGCACCUUUCUAAACCUGUUCGAAUAUGCAAAGGAGUCAGACAAGGUGGAAGCUCUUCUCCUAUAUGUUUUAACUUCGUCCCAAAUGAGCUAGCCUGAAGGAUCGACGAAAUGAAUAUAGGAAUUAACAUAGGAGAUUCACAACAGAAAAGAUUAGGAAUACUCCUUUACGCGGACGAUAUAGUUUUGAUAGCACAUAGUAGAAAAGAUCUACAGACCCUAUGUAAUGCAUGCGAACAAUGAGCUGAAAGUUAUUCUCUUAGGAUCAACUACGAAAAAUCAGUAGCAGUGGACUACUCCAGAAAAGCUAAAGAGUUGAAGAUUAUGAUUGGGGGGAAGCUGCUGAAGCAAGAAGCUGAGUUUAAAUAUCUUGGUAAAAUGAUAGGCACAAAGAAAUGUCAACGGAGCGACUCAAAAAGGACACUUGAAAAAGCAUAUGCGGCAUGCAGAUUCACUAAAGCUAUACUAUCCAUGAUGAGGAAUAGUAAAAUUUCAAAAAAAGCAGUCAUAGCUAAAGCGUGCAUAGACACAGUAGCACUAUACUCUAAAGAAUGCAGUCAAGUAGGAUGGAAGACGGCUGAGAUGCUAAAAGUAGAAAAAGCCAGAAUGGCGAUAGCAAGAUACAUACUUAAAGGUCCACAAGGGAUUGCAAGAGAGACUUCUAUGCUGGACUUAGGAUGGCUAAGCCUGGAACACCUGACAAAAAAGCGCACACUGAUGUUCAAGAAAAAGAUGCUAGACUCCAAAGAUUUACUGACAAUGAAGCUCCGAGAGAUCAACGAGAUAUGCAGUCUGCCUUGAGAGAAUAGAUGCAAAGAAUUCAUGAAAGAACUGGGGCUUGAACUAUACAAUGACCGCAUUAUCGAACGGACUGGAUUAAAAGAUUGAAAAGAGCUAAUAGAUAGGGCAGCCAGCGAGAGCAAUUUAAGAGAAGCAAUGAGACGACUUAAGGAGGAAACAUAUAGGACAACGGAGAUAUACAAUUGAGCAAGGAGAGGCACAAAGCAGACAUAUAUGUCUACAUAUGUAAUGGUAAAUUCAGAUAUGCACUCUGCGAUUGGAACCAUUUUCAGGCUUAGGGCUGGAUUUAAUAACUGCAAGGGUAAUGCGUUUAUAAGGCAUCUAGCUGACAACCCAGCAUGUUGUGAGUGUGAAGUCACUGAAACGGAGGAGCACAUGUUGACGCAAUGUCCUCGAUAUGGUAAAAUGAGAGAAAAACUAAAAAGGAACUGGAAAUUGGGGAAAGAGAGCUGGCAAGUAUUGGGCUAUUGGGCGUUUGCUAUACAGCGAAGAAUUUGAAGCAGUUAUCAGGCACUGAAGAAAAACUGGAGAUAA
Molecule: messenger RNA, 3290 nt
Organism: Blepharisma stoltei
Lineage: Eukaryota; Ciliophora; Heterotrichea; Heterotrichida; Blepharismidae
Source: the annotation of a GenBank genome assembly